AAAAUGAUUUCAAUAAUUAGUAUUAACAACGAAAACAUCAAUAAUAAGUCAUCAAUAGUUACAACAAGUGAUAAUCAAUCCCAACAACAAAAAUCAAUGGAAAUGUUGGUUAACGUCAAACAACAACAACAACAACAACAAAAUAAUAAUAAUACUAAUCAUUAUAAUAAUAUACAUCACUAUAAUAAUAAUAAUAAUAUGAAUAAUAAUAAUAGUAAUAAUGAUAGUAAUGCUAAAUAUGCAAAAUGUGUACUACCUGUCCAUCAUUUGCAUAAUAAUAAUACUAAUAGUGAUGAAGUAGUGCCAGACAUAACUAAAAUGGUGCAUGGUCAAUUGCUGGCGCCUACUACUACUACUACUACUACUACCGGUGCUCUAGCGGCUACUGGUGCCGAUACCGUAGACGCCGAGGACGCUGCCGAUGAAAUCGACAUCGAAGACGAAGGUUUCAAUGAGGACUCGGCUUCGUCUAUCAAUAGUAAUAAUAGUUCACUACAUACGGUAUCGACAACAAUACGGGUACCGGUUGGCCAGCAUCUGUCGGUGUCGACCAUUUCUACUGGCGCCACCGCCACCAACGGUAGCAGCAAUACUAGCAGCGGUACCAGCAGUCCAAUCAGUACGGCUACACUGUCACCGCAAUAUUCGCCAAAAACGACAGCAACAGCAGCCGAUAGUACCGGACAGGUAGUUAUUGCAGUCAGUGGUGGCGGCGGCAUACUAUCGGGAGGACAGUCGCCGGGAACUGUAGCUGUCAAUGGCGAUGAUAAUGAUGGUCUACUAGCUAUUAGUUCGGUUCGCUCUCGUAUUGCCUCAUAUAAAGAGUUGUGCAAAAUUGCGAAUACAUCGAAAGCCGAUAUUAAGAGAGACUAUGAAAAAGAGGAACAAAAUUUAUGUGUUUUAUAUACAACAUCAAUGGGUAUUAUACGACAUACCUAUGAAAAGUGUCGUCAAUUAAGAGCUAUCCUAACACAACAUUUGAUACGAUUUGACGAAAGAGAUAUCUAUAUUAAUCCACACUUUAAACAGGAGCUAACUGAGCGCAUAGGCGAUCAUUAUGAGCUACCUGUGCUCUAUAUCAGUGGCAAAAGUAUUGGGAACCUGGAGGUCGUCGAGCGUCUCAAUGAGUGCGGACAGUUGGCCGCCCUAUUGGCCGACUUUAAGCUAACGGCAAAUGUGCUAAACGUGUGCAAGUGUUGCGGUGGCACUAAAUUUAUACCCUGUCAGGUAUGCAAUGGGUCGACCAAAUCGGCUGUCCAUCAUUUUGUUAGCGAUUCAAUAUCAUUGAAGUGUUCACAAUGUCGGCGCACUGGACUACAAAAGUGUCCCAAAUGUUAUUCAGACAGUGAUAAUAAUUUAACAAAUAAUGAUAAUAAUAAUACAGAUAUUACUACUACUACUACUACUACUACUACUACUACUACUAAAAAUAAUCAAAAAUUAUAAAUACAAUAUAU
Molecule: messenger RNA, 1457 nt
Organism: Oppia nitens
Lineage: Eukaryota; Metazoa; Arthropoda; Arachnida; Sarcoptiformes; Oppiidae
Product: homeobox protein 9-like
Exons: 6
Coding region: 4-1446 (480 amino acids)
Source: RefSeq, a predicted model, not a curated record